This is a messenger RNA of Mustela erminea (ermine), 2685 nucleotides long. RefSeq names its product solute carrier family 22 member 31 (gene SLC22A31). Gene Ontology annotation, biological process: transmembrane transport. Gene Ontology annotation, molecular function: transmembrane transporter activity. NCBI's taxonomy places the organism in Eukaryota, Metazoa, Chordata, Mammalia, Carnivora, Mustelidae. The record is from RefSeq and is a predicted model, not a curated record.
AUGACAGCGGGGAGGCCCGAGUGCGAAUCGCGGCCGCGGAGUAAGACAAAGGUCCGUCUGACACCGGGCCCGAGCCGGGGCGGCCCGCUUCGGCCUUCCGCGGCGUCCGUCCCCACGGCCCGGCUGGAGCGCGGAGGCCGGAGAAGAGUCUCUGCGGUCGUCGGGGACACGACGCGCGCGAGUCCUGCAAACCUCCGACGACCGCAGCGGCCCGCGGCGCUCCGGGGCACGUCCAGUCCCGGCCGCGGCUCCGGCUCUCUGCUCCGCGGGGACCCCGCGCCCCGCCGGCCGCUCGCCACGGGGUGUCCGUCCGUCCCACAAGCAAAGCGGACGCCGGAGCGCGUGCGGCCCGAGCACAGCCCGCGAGCUGGACACCGCGGGCCCCGCGGGCUCGACCGCCAGCCCCGGAGGCGACCGCGCGAGGGUCCCCGGCCGACAGCGAGGCCCGACGCCCGCCGGGCGCCCCCGCAACGAGCUGGAGCCGGACGCCCCGCGUCCCGGCCAGGCCCCGCCGGCCACGCGCUCCGAGACGGGCCGGACGCCGCCACCCGCGGGCCCGGGGUCCGGGGCACACCCCGCCGCGAGGAGCGCUCGGCCCGGUCCGCCCGCGGAGCCCAACGCGCCCCCGAGCCCCGGCGUCCCGCGAACGCCGUCCGCGGCCCCGCGCCGCCCGCCCGCGCCGCUCACCUCCGGCCUGCGGAGGAAGACCCCGGCCGGGCCCGCGCCGCGCACCGCGGCGGCCACGUUCCAGCUCCCGGCGGCCGCGGCUCCCCCGCAGCAGCGCCUUCCCGACGCCGCCAGCUCCCGAGCGCCCCGACGGCCCCGCCGGCCACGCCUCCGACCACGCCCCUGGGCCCGAGUGCCCCUCCCUUCGGCCACGCCUCCGGUCACACCCCUACCGGCCCCUCCCUUCGGCCACGCCCCCGCACGAGCGCCCCGUCGACUGUGUCCCCGCACGCGGACGCCCCGCCCCCCAGACCACGCCCCUGCACGCACGCCCCUCCUUCCGGCCACGCCCCUGCACGAGGACGCCCCGCCGGCCACGCCCCCCGACCAGGCCCGCGCACGCGCGCCCCGCCGGCCACGCCCUUCAACCACGCCCCCGAGCCCCGCCCCUGUCGCCCUAGGCCCCGGGGCCCCGCGCGGCCGAGCGCAGAGCGGCCGAGGGAGGCGGAGGCGCGGCCGCUGCGCGCAGCCGGGGGCUUCGGCCGGGCCCGGCGCCUGCUGGCCGCCGCCUCGUGGCUGCCGCGCGUGGCGCUGGGGCUGGCGCGGGGCUCGGGGCCGCUGCUCACCGCGCUGCCGCCGCACCACUGCCGGCCGGACCCCGCGCUGCCGCCCCCCGCGCUGCUGGACGCCAGCGUGCCCCGCCUGGGCCCGGCGCGCGCCCCGAGCCCCUGCCUGCUGCUGCGCUACCCCGGCCCGCGGCCCGCUCCCCUCCCACCGCGCCCUGCCCGCACCUCCGCGCUCACAGGUGACCGGUGUUGCCCGCAGUGGGACCUCGUGUGCGAGGUCGGCUGGAAGGUGCCCCUGGGGCAGACGAGCCGCCGCCUGGGCUGGCCGCUGGGCUCGGUCCUCCUUGGUGCAGGCUGUGACCGGUUUGGACGUCGGGCUGUGUUUGUGGCCUCCCUGGUGCUGGCCACAGGCCUGGGGGCCAGUGAGGCCCUGGCCGCCAGCUUUCCUGCCCUGGUGGCUCUGAGGCUGCUUCAUGGGGGGGCCUUGGUGGGCUUUGGCCUGGCCCUGUACGUGGCUCGUCUGGAGCUGUGUGAACCCCCUCACCGCCUGGCAUUCUCCGUGGCAGGUGGCCUCUUCUCGGUGCUGGGCGCCCUGCUGCUGCCCGGCCUGGCCCUGCUUGCACAGGACUGGCGCCUUCUGCAGGGGCUGAGCGCCCUGGUCACAGGGCUCUUGCUCCUGUUCUGGGGGUUCCCAUCGCUGUUCCCGGAGUCUCCCCGCUGGCUGCUGGCCACGGGCAGGAAGAUCCUGGGGCACUUUGCGGGAGCCGGGGGCAUGGACCCCGAGGACAGCCUGGAGGAGGAGAGCCCCCUGGCUAGGGUAACACGCACCGAACUGGACAUGCCGGCUGCAGGGGGCCCCCAGCAGUACCACUCCGUCCUGGAACUCCGGCACACCUGCGUCGCCUGGAGGAACGGACUCAUCCUGGGCUUCAGUUCGCUGAUGUGCGGGGGCGUCCGGGCCAGCUUCCUGCGCAGCCUGACCCUGAGGGAGCCCACCUUCUACCAGCCCUACUUCCUGGGCGCUGGCCUGGGCGCAGGAGCCAGCGUGUUCCUGCUGCUGACGGGGGACCGCUGGGGACCACGCCCAGUCCUCUUGCUGGGGACCCUGGCCAUGGGCUUGGCGUCCCUGCUGCUCCUAGCCGGGACCAACCUGCCAGAAUGGACCCUGCUGUGCUUCUCUGCCCUGGGCCUCCUGGCUUCCCAGGCCGCGUCUGCCGUCAGCGCUCUCCCGGCCGCAGAGGCCCUCCCCACGGUGAUCAGGGGGGCCGGGCUGGGCCUCAUGCUGGGGGCCGGCUUCCUGGGCCAGGCGGCCGCCCCCCUGGCCGACCUGCCGGGCCGGCGCGGCUUCUUCCUGCACCACGUGGUGCUGGCCUCCUUCGGGGUCCUGGCGCUGCUGCUGCUGCUGCUGCCCAUCCCCUGCCCGGCGGGGCAGCCCCCGGCCCAGGAGAGCUGA